ACGUAUUGAGACAAAAAUCAUGUUUUAAAAAUGGUUCAUGGGGCCUUUUUGCCGUCCGAAUACUAUUUUCUACUUCAUUUCUUCACAAAGCAACAAGCUUCUUCUUCUUCCACUCACACUUCGUCACUAUAAGACUACUCAAGCUUGCUCACUUCCUCUGAACCGCUACACUAGGGAUGAGACUAGAACUGUAUUUGAUGCUAGGGUCUCCUUCGCACACCCUCUUAAAUUCUAUAAUUUGAACCAGAAUCUAAUUCGAUGUUGCGGAAAGCGAUCAUUUAUGUCUGUACCUCCUCGUGCCUCUACAGAAGUAGUUGAUGAUCUAAUUCUUGAGAAGCAGGAAGCAGGGGAGGAGAAAGACAGGAUCUUGAGAGUUGGACUCAUCUGCGGUGGUCCUUCUGCAGAGCGUGGGAUUUCUCUCAAUUCUGCUAGAUCAGUUCUUGAUCACAUACAGGGAGAUGAUUUGCACGUGAGUUGCUAUUAUAUAGAUUGCAAUCUCAAGGCACAUGCUAUAUCGUCUGCUCAGGUAUAUUCGAACACCCCAUCGGACUUUGAUUUCAAACUUGAAAGCCUUGCCCAAAGUUUCGAGAGUUUAUCUGACUUUGCCAAGCAUCUAGCGAAAGCUGUGGACAUAGUUUUUCCAGUUAUACACGGUCAAUUUGGUGAGGAUGGUGCCAUUCAGGAACUACUGGAACAGUAUAAUGUUCCGUUUGUUGGAACCGGAUCAAAUGAAUGUCGUCAAGCAUUUGACAAGUAUGAAGCAUCUUUACUGCUCCGCAAGCAUGGAUUUAUAACAAUACCCAGUUUCUUAGUUCAGGGAUUUGAAACAAACAAGCUGGAACUAUAUGAUUGGUUUGAAAGAAACCAGUUGGACCCCAACCAAGGGAAAGUUGUGGUAAAACCAACUAUAGGAGGAUCAAGCAUUGGCGUUACAGUUGCUUAUGGUGUGGCUGAUUCUAUUGUCAAAGCCAAUGAAAUCAUGUCAGAGGGCAUUGACGAUAAAGUCCUCAUUGAAACAUUUCUUGAAGGGGGGAGUGAAUUUACAGCCAUUGUCCUUGAUGUUGGAUCUGGUUCAGAUUGCCAUCCUGUUGUACUACUUCCAACUGAGAUAGAACUUCAAUUCCGUGGUGCGGCUGAUAUGAAAGAGAAGGAUGCAAUAUUUAAUUAUCGAAGGAAGUAUCUCCCAACCCAACAGGUUGCUUAUCACACUCCUCCUCGAUUUUCUUUGGAAGUUAUUGAAAAUAUUCGUAAAGGGGCAUCUGCAUUAUUCCAAAAGCUUUGCCUUCAAGAUUUCGCACGUAUUGAUGGAUGGUUUUUGCCUAAUUCAUGUUGUGAAUCAUUGUCUUCAGAAAGUGGGUUUGGAAGGACCGAACCUGGUACCAUAGUAUUUACAGACAUUAAUCUGAUAAGCGGUAUGGAACAAACCAGUUUUCUAUUUCAGCAAGCUUCUAAGGUUGGUUUUUCUCAUACAAAUAUCCUUAGGAGCAUUAUUCACCAUGCUUGCUUGCGGUUUCCAAGUAUUGCAUCAGUCAGUAGCAUAACAGGUCAUGUGCCAAAUGGGUCUGAAUCCUCAAAACUUAAUAAAUCAUUACUUCAUCGUGAAGCUUCUCAGAAAGCUUUUGUUAUUUUUGGAGGAGAUACAUCAGAACGGCAAGUAUCUCUUAUGAGCGGCACAAAUGUAUGGCUCAAUUUGCAAGCUUUUAAUGAUCUUGAGGUAAUUCCAUGUCUACUUUCUCCGACAAGUGAAUAUGAAUCAGGAGCAGAUAUCGGAAAGAAGGUCGAUGAUGUAAAGAACAGAACAGUUUGGUCUUUACCUUAUUCUCUUGUGCUUCGACAUACUACUGAGGAGGUCCUAGCUGCAUGCAUAGAAGCUAAUGAACCAGACAGAGUUGAACUUACAUCUUACUUAAGGAAGACAGUAAUAAAUGAUCUUAUGGAAGGUUUGAAGGAUCAUAGUUGGUUUACAGGCUUUGAUAUUGAUGACGAAUUGCCCACUAAAUUUUCACUGGGGCAGUGGAUCAAGCAAGCGAAGGAAGUCCAAGCAACAGUUUUCAUUGCAGUGCAUGGAGGCAUUGGUGAAGAUGGUACACUUCAAUCUUUGUUGGAUGCCGAAGGUGUUCCUUAUACAGGCCCUGGUGCAAUGGCCUCGAAGAUUUGCAUGGACAAAGUUGCAACUUCUCUUGCUUUAAAACAUCUUGGAAAUUUAGGAGUUCUUACCAUAAAUAAGGAAGUGCGGGGAACAUCUGAACUUCUUAAUAAGCCUAAAGAUGAUAUAUGGUGUGAGCUGACCUCAAAGCUGCAGUGUGAAACUCUGUGUGUCAAGCCAGCAAAAGAUGGUUGCUCAACUGGGGUUGCCAGAUUAUGUUGUUCCAAGGAUCUUUCGAUAUAUCUAAAAGCAGUAGAGGACUGUCUUCUAAGGAUUCCUGCUAAUAGCUUAUCAAAGGCACAUGGCAUGAUUGAGAUGCCAAAUCCUCCUCCAGAGGUUUUGAUCUUUGAACCUUUCAUAGAGACUGAUGAAAUAGUUGUCACAUCCAAAGAUAAGAAUGGGACUGGGCGCAACCUCAUGUGGAAAGGGGACAGUAGAUGGGUGGAAGUAACUGUUGGUGUUAUAGGCAAACGUGGCUCUAUGCACUCUCUUAGUCCUAGUGUCACUGUUAAGGAAACUGGUGACAUUUUGUCACUAGAGGAAAAAUUCCAAGGUGGGACAGGCAUCAAUCUGACUCCACCUCCCUUGUCAAUCAUGAGUGAAGCGGCUUUGAGAACCUGCAAGCAGAAUAUUGAACUCAUUGCAAACACCCUACAAUUAGAAGGAUUUUCGCGCAUUGAUGCAUUUGUCAAUGUUGACAGUGGAGAGGUUUUAAUCAUAGAGGUGAAUACUGUGCCUGGAAUGACACCUUCCACUGUUCUGAUUCAUCAGGCUCUAGCAGAGAACCCACCUAUGUAUCCUCACCAGUUCUUCCGCAAGCUACUUGAUUUGGCAUCUGAAAGGUCCUCCACAUGAGAAUUUCUGCACAGUUCUUGUCAAAAUGCUUGGUAACUGUUACUGUGUGUAUUGUGUGGUACAGAUAAUUAUUCUAGCCUUCAACAAUGGUGGUUUAGUGAAUGUUGAUGUUAUUUUGUAAAAAUUAUAAAAUCCAUGACGGUGGUUUGAUUCAUGGGCUAUAACUGCCUAACUGGCGCCGUCUUGAACUGGAA
Neltuma alba is the source of this 3195-nucleotide messenger RNA. Its product is annotated as D-alanine--D-alanine ligase. The record is from RefSeq and is a predicted model, not a curated record. Gene Ontology annotation, molecular function: D-alanine-D-alanine ligase activity; metal ion binding; ATP binding. The coding region runs from base 38 to 3001 and encodes 987 amino acids. Gene Ontology annotation, cellular component: chloroplast. Lineage: Eukaryota; Viridiplantae; Streptophyta; Magnoliopsida; Fabales; Fabaceae. The transcript is spliced from 25 exons.